CACGGGCCGGAGAUUGAUAGAAUCGAUUAUUAGAUAGGCGUGGAGUAUCCUCCGACGCGUCAAUUUCGCGUCUCCCCCAUGUGUUUCUGCUUCAAAGAGGUAGAUACCAGAGCCAGCUCCAUUUCUUUAAUACCCAUUCCAUUUAUGUCAGAUAAUUUCGAGAAUGGCACAGGGAGAAUCAUCAACAGCUGCGGCUCGCAAGGGCGCAACAGCUGUUACAGCUGGUGCCCCUCAAGACUAUGAAUUGCCCUGGGUCGAGAAGUACCGACCUGUCUUUCUUGAUGAUAUCGUGGGAAACACAGAGACUAUCGAGCGUUUGAAAAUUAUAGCGAAAGAUGGAAACAUGCCCCAUGUUAUCAUUUCGGGUAUGCCUGGAAUUGGAAAGACGACAUCGGUGUUGUGUUUAGCGAGACAGUUACUGGGUGAUGCAUACAAGGAGGCAGUCUUGGAACUAAAUGCUAGUGAUGAAAGAGGUUCGUCGUCAUUCACCAUGGAGAAAAGAAUACGGAAUAUGCACGAGGAACAUAAUUUCUCAUAGUGCUGGCGCAGGUAUCGAUGUCGUACGAAACCGCAUCAAGGGAUUCGCCCAGAAGAAAGUCACACUCCCCCCCGGUCGGCAUAAAAUUGUCAUUUUAGACGAAGCAGAUAGCAUGACCCCCGGUGCUCAGCAAGCUCUGCGACGUACAAUGGAAAUCUACUCGUCCACUACUCGUUUUGCCUUUGCUUGCAACCAGUCAAAUAAGAUCAUUGAGCCUAUCCAGUCUCGAUGUGCUAUCCUUCGCUAUGCCCGGUUGACAGAUGCACAGGUAGUGAAGAGGAUUGUACAAAUAUGCGAGGCUGAAAAGGUGGAAUAUUCAGAAGACGGGAUUGCCGCUCUAGUUUUCAGCGCCGAAGGUGAUAUGCGCCAGGCAAUUAACAACCUACAAAGCACAUGGUCUGGAUUUGGGUUCGUGAGCGGGGACAAUGUCUUCCGUGUCGUCGAUAGUCCUCAUCCGAUCAAAGUGCAAGCUAUGAUUAAGGCAUGCUGGGAAGGAAAGGUCGACGUAGCUCUGGACACAUUGAAUGAGCUCUGGGGUCUGGGUUACUCUUCCCAUGAUAUUAUCAGCACCAUGUUCCGCGUGACGAAGACAAUUCCCACUCUCUCAGAACAUUCCAAAUUGGAAUUCAUCAAAGAGAUCGGUUUCACACAUAUGCGCAUCCUGGAUGGCGUGCAGUCCCUACUACAACUGAGCGGUUGUAUUGCAAAACUUUGCCGAAUUAACAUGAAGCCACAGCUUUUUCAACCCCCAGGAGAGUGAAGAUGCAAUUGUUUGACACGAGUUUCGUAUUCAUAAGGCGUUCGAGGCGUUUUAUGAAGUUGAGAUUAUGUACUAUGGAGUAGACAGGGCUCCGCAAAAAGUCAGGAUUAUUAAUUGACGCUGCCUCUUGCUUGCUGUACGGCAUUCUUUCCUUUACCUCAAGAUAUCUCUUUAUUUGGCAGUGACAUUUAAUAAACGAUAUACCAAAGAUCACGAGCCUAUAUCCCGCACAGGUUGGUAUAGCUAGUCUUGCCAUACAUAGGAUAUCUAGGAGAAACUCAUGAUUAU
Messenger RNA from Monascus purpureus, 1586 nucleotides. The record is from the annotation of a GenBank genome assembly. NCBI's taxonomy places the organism in Eukaryota, Fungi, Ascomycota, Eurotiomycetes, Eurotiales, Aspergillaceae.